This is a messenger RNA of Torulaspora globosa, 330 nucleotides long. RefSeq names its product Pet100p (gene PET100). Bases 1 to 330 code for a protein of 109 amino acids. Gene Ontology annotation, cellular component: mitochondrion; mitochondrial inner membrane. The record is from RefSeq and is a predicted model, not a curated record. The transcript has a single exon. NCBI's taxonomy places the organism in Eukaryota, Fungi, Ascomycota, Saccharomycetes, Saccharomycetales, Saccharomycetaceae. Gene Ontology annotation, biological process: mitochondrial respiratory chain complex IV assembly.
AUGAAGUUUCCCUUUAAGUAUACCAGAUCACAGCUAGAGAUUUUCAGGUUUUCGUUCUGUUUGCUUGCCCCUGUUGCGGUGAUGUAUUACAUCGGCACUGAUACGGAUAAGAAGCUUAAUGUGCCAGGAUUCUAUCCAGAUCCUGAGACUCUGAACAAGAUACCCAAGGAGCCGUAUGAGAUCAAGGCAGAGCUUGCGAGGAUGAAGAAAGAAAGGCUCGAGAAGAGGCUCCGGUUAGAGAAGAAGCUAGAAGAAGAGCUUGGAAUUGACAUUCAAGCUGAAAAGGCAAAGAUAAGGGAAGAGCUUGCACUAGCCAACAAAUCCACAUAG